This is a messenger RNA of Aedes aegypti (yellow fever mosquito), 1646 nucleotides long. Its product is annotated as arrestin domain-containing protein 17. Gene Ontology annotation, biological process: protein transport. The record is from RefSeq and is a predicted model, not a curated record. The coding region runs from base 73 to 1245 and encodes 390 amino acids. Gene Ontology annotation, cellular component: cytoplasm. NCBI's taxonomy places the organism in Eukaryota, Metazoa, Arthropoda, Insecta, Diptera, Culicidae. The transcript is spliced from 2 exons.
CUCUAACGGUUAGUCAGUCAAAAAGUUACAUCCGUUGAAAGUGGGUCGGUUGGUGGUUCGGACCCAGCUGCAAUGGCACCUCCCAUCUGUGACAUUUCAUUCGACAACUCGCAUGGGGUAUUCUUUGCCGGUCAGACUCUCGCCGGUCAGGUGGAGAUCACAGUGCCAAAGGCGAAGAAAGUGAAGAGCGUCUUUUUGAAGAUUACCGGUCAGAGCUGCGUGCGAUGGUCGGAAAGUGUCGGCACAGGGACCAGUGUACAUUAUGGUGCCCGGGAAGAGUACGUUACUUAUUUGGAGAAGUUUUUGGAUAGUGAGGAGGGUGGUGAAGUUGAGCUGAAGGAGGGAACACAUAACCACAAGUUCUCAUACAAACUUCCACCGGAUUGUCCCACAUCGUUUGAAGGUGAUUUCGGUUACAUACGUUAUACGGUGCGAAUAGUGUUUGAACGACCAUGGAAGUACGAUCUAACAUACAAGAUAGCAUUUACGGUGGUAAACCAGUUGGAUUUGAAUAAGAUUUCGCCACCUUUGAACGUUGCCACCGUGCAGGAGAACCUGAAGCAGUUCGGCUGUGGACUUUGCAGAUCGGCCCCAAUGAUUAUGACUGUGUGCAUUCCAAUGACCGGCUAUGUUCCGGGACAAUUGAUUUCGGUUGUGGUCGAUGUUAUGAACAAAAGUACUAAGGAUAUAAGUGAACUCAAGAUAAAAUUGCGCCGGCAGGUCAAAUACUUCAGCCACUCUACAUCUGGGAAAAGUAAAAGCGUGCUUUCAACGCUAGUAAAAUAUCAAUGCGGUGGCGUAGAUCGUAACAAAUCGGCAGGAUACGAACGGAGACUGUUGGUUCCACCCGAGCCACCAUCCCGCACGACCAGCAUAAUCCAAAUUGAGUACUUCAUCGAAGUCGUUGCAAAAAUUCCGGGCCUGUAUGGAUGCCCUCGAGUGAAGAUUCCGAUCGUGAUCGGUACGGUCCCAUUGGCCAAUCUCGAUAAAUCUCAAGCGCAAUCUUCAGUUGUCGAUGGAAGGGCGGCCAGUUCCAGGUCGAGUAAUAACCUUUCGACCCAGUUCCUGUCCACCAGUGUUCAAUCGUUGAAAAUGCCCCACAGCUUCGAGGAAUCGACGACCAGAGCAGCGGUCGACAUCCAGGAGGAGGACGAACACCAAACGCUGGGAGCGAAACCUUUCACCCCACGCUAUCCGGUCUACAAGUUCGACGGUAACGAAACAGUUAGAAGUCGACCCAGCUGAAAGAACACCAAAGUUAGCAAGCCUAAUGGAAUAUGUAGUGACGUAGCGUGCCGAUUGUCGCCACUUAUCAGAACCGAAAGGAAAACAGCAACACCUACAUGAUACAAAUUGCACCGCACUGCCGCCGGAGUGUUGUUGGUUCUUAUCGGCAAAAAGCGAGGGCAAAUUGUUUGGCAAUGAAAUACUGUCACCGGUGCAAGCUGUUUCGAAAUUGGCGGGCGGUUUAAGGUGCGUCAGUCAGGCAUUACAACAUUCAGUUGAAAGUGAGAGCGUUAAGUAGGAUUUGUAGCCGGUGAUUUUGUUUUUUUAUGAACGACGAAUGAAAACUUCCCUUCUGAUGAUUCGUGAAGAAAUAGCUCAUUUUACCAAUAAAUGCUAAAAAUGUUCUCUUCUUAGUUUAA